Messenger RNA from Eremomyces bilateralis CBS 781.70, 2705 nucleotides. RefSeq lists its product as uncharacterized. The transcript is spliced from 6 exons. The record is from RefSeq and is a predicted model, not a curated record. NCBI's taxonomy places the organism in Eukaryota, Fungi, Ascomycota, Dothideomycetes, Eremomycetales, Eremomycetaceae. Bases 1 to 2526 code for a protein of 841 amino acids.
AUGAGGGCAUUGUAUUUCUCAUUUGCCAUUCUAUGGCUUUCACAGCUUGUUUCUGCUGCCGGGGAGAUUGAUCUCGUUCCCCUUCCUCGUCACCUAUGGGAUCAUACUAUGCGCAUCGGCAGGCGAGAUGAGACUACCCAGGCCGCUAACGUCACUUUGGUGGAUUACGAGGAAAUGCAGUGGACCAGCCCACCCCAUGAUCCGAAACCAAAAAACGUGUCCUUGGUCUUCUGGACUGGCCAGGACAGGCUCAUCCUUGACAUGGCCAAGUUCGGUUGGGGGUUGAAGGCUGUGAACUGCACUGAGAAUAUGAUGGUCCAAUUUCGGCACAACAUCUCGUUCCAAGCCGCCAAAAAGAGCUGGGACUGGGUGAAUUUCAACGGCAUGCGUUCCUUUGUAAUGAUUGCGGACCACAUCAAAUGCGGAAGAGAGUGGUCACCAGAUCCUUGGCUCGUCAGCAGCGUACGAUUCGACCAGAGCGACUUUACCAUUCACAUGGAAGCCGAGAAGAAGACUUGGAAGUACAUUAUUCAUUCUUACACGUUGGAUUUUGGUGAAGUCGAACAAGCCAGGCGGAAACGUCAGAGCUUCCUAGACUUUGACCUCGAUAAGGCAUUUACGCUUGAUCUGGCUUCGACAUGGCCGAGCAAGAUCAUCCACAAGAAUUGGACGCAUGCUACGUUUGAUGUCAGCUGUGUCGACUGCGGAACAUCUGGUCAACUCGUGUUCUCCGGACACAUUGAGGGCAGCGCUUUCAGUGGUAUUGACAAGUUCAUGAUCAGCGCAACUCCGCGUGGCCUUCAAGCUGCUUUGAACUUGGAAAUCGCCUUUGAAGGAUUGUACAAGUUCGGUAAGGACGCGAAAGAGGAAUUCGAACUUCUCACCAUUCCCUUACCGUCUGGAUGGAGGAUCCCGGGAGUCCUUACGUUUGGACCUAAUGCUAAGGUCCUUGCUGGCUAUGAGCUCGAGAGUGUAGCAGGCUCAGCCACUGUCACCACGGGCAUUGCGGCGAAGAUUCCGGAUGAUUCGCUAGCGAAGGUUGACCUGUUUGGUAAAAAGAAACUAGACGUCCACGGCUGGAUUCCAACGUUUGAAAUUCAGCCACUUCAGCUACAAGCUGAACUGACUGCUACCGGCUCACUCUGGACUAAGGUUGCAGUUGCAGUUAGCCUUGAGGUACUUGUGCCUGACACCGAAUCAGAUGAGAACGGGGUGAACGUAGACGUAAAUCUCCAGUUCCCGAAAGUCACAGUAACAGCUUCCGGCGGAUAUGAUUCCAAUGGUUUCUGUAACGCAGAUCCAUUCGGCGUGUCGCUCGACGUAGACCUCGGAGCCGAGCUUGAGCUGGAAGGCUGGACUGAGAUUGACGGGAAGCGAAAUGUCCUCUUCGAAGUCGAUCUCUACGAAAACGAUCAGCUUUACCAAUUUCCAGUGCUCUGCCUGGGCCUUGGCGAGUCUAACGACGGCACUUGUUCCGUUAUCAUUGAAGAGGAAGACCAGGAAUGGUGGGAUAAUGAGAUUGAUUCGCCUAUUACAGCACUCGCGCGGCUGAGACGCCAGACCGUCCGACGCCGAUCCGCAAUCGCUAAACGUGCACCCAAGCGCGGUUACUAUAUGACAUGCGACAAGAGCUCUCGGCAAUACAAGAUUGAAAUGAAAGACUACUAUGGGCCGGAACACCUCGCCGGCUUAUAUAAUGCAGGAACUAGCGAGGCGCCCAUCUUGCUGCCAGGCGUAGAUCCUUGCGGAGAUGACAAAUCUUCGGACUGCACACAAGACCACUGGAAGAUUGAGGACACCAAAGACAACAGCUUAGUCGAUGGCAAAUACUGGGACGCUGAACAUGUCUACGAGGGUGACUGGGUUAAGUCAUUCCUCAAUCAUCUCCAUGAUAAAUACUUCUCGGAGCAAACUGACGGUUGCAAUGCUCUGGGCAAGAUCUUUAAAAUUGGAGAUAGCACCGGCUAUAUGGACAAACUACUUUCUCAACUAGGAACUACGACCACAUAUGACAAGACCAUGACCGUCUUCACUAAGAAGGAAAACCAGCUCAAGCAUCGGUUCUUUUCAUCAACUACCCAAAUCGAUCGUAUUGCCGAGAGCACAAGUAACACCCAGGUCAAGCUCUGCAGGAUUGGGAGAAUCAUCAAUACUUGCCUGUACAUGAUGCAGACAAAGACGCAAGAAAAUCUUAAGAAUACGCUGACGGGAUACACGGCUGGAGGAACUGCCUACUUAGGAGUCGAUGGCGUCUUCGCUGCCAUGGACGCCGAUACUACGAUCUGGGGGACAUACACUAAACCUACAGACUUUACAACCUGGGCAGGGGAGCACAAGUCGUGGUUCAUCGAUAUGUACCAACUGGGUAUCGGCAAAGCUCAGGCCCAGCUUCAGGACUAUGCGUACCAGCUGGUGCAUUGGGAUGACUUUGAUGACAUGUUUGAUGAGGAGACGAGGAGGCAGUUGGAGGCCAUUUCUAUUGGGGAUAUGGACAAGUGGUGUAAAAAUACCUUAAGUUGGUCUUGAGGGACUCACGGGUGAGUCAGUUGAGGGAAACUGAUUAUCGCGUUUGGCAGAGAGUGUUUUGACUCGGACAUUGGUGGAGCGACUGCUUGAAGUGUUGCAAAUUUAUUUUUGAAAGCAGUUCUUGGCCUUUUUAACUACAGCGAAGGCACAGCCGUAGUCUGACACUCACUUUCGUGAGU